Messenger RNA from Oryza brachyantha (malo sina), 2484 nucleotides. RefSeq names its product calmodulin-binding receptor-like cytoplasmic kinase 3. The transcript has 7 exons. The record is from RefSeq and is a predicted model, not a curated record. Bases 572 to 2161 code for a protein of 529 amino acids. Gene Ontology annotation, biological process: protein phosphorylation. Gene Ontology annotation, molecular function: ATP binding; protein kinase activity. NCBI's taxonomy places the organism in Eukaryota, Viridiplantae, Streptophyta, Magnoliopsida, Poales, Poaceae.
UCUCUCUCUCUCUCUCUCUCUCUCUCUCCCCCACCAUCAGUAGCUGAGCUGACUCGACGAAAAUGGCUUGAUAUUUCCUUCCUUCUUCCCCUCCCUCCUCUCCAACCACUAUACUAUAGCUGAGCCCCUUCUCAAUUCUUCCCUUCCUUUUCUCUAGCCUACCAUAGCCUCGAUCUGGUUGAGCACCGCCGAAUCGUAAUCCCGGCGGCAGCUUCUUGCUUGCUUUCUCGGGCUGUUCUAUCAAUUGAUGGAUAGAUAGAUAAGAGUUCUUGCUUUCUUUGCUGUGCUGCGAGCCUUGCGACCACUCAAAUCCAAAUUUUUCCCUUCCCUUCCCUUCCUUUUGCGCUUCUCCAAUUAGCUGCCGAUUUGGUGGUGUUGUUGUUCUAGCUCACCCUUGCUUGCUUCCCCCUGUUCUUGACCAGGAUUUUCUUUUCCUUUUUCGUCACAAAUAGGAGGAGGCGAGACGGAUUUCACGAUCUUGUAUUCCCAUUAAUUCGUUCGAUUUGUGGAUUCCAAAGAUGAGAUCUUUGUGAAUUCUAGGGUCAACAAGAUUAUCUAUCUAUCAGUACCGAUGGCAUCAUUCUUUCCUCUUCUCCCAGCUACUCUCCUCGUCCUCCUGUGCUCCUCCCUGGCUUUGGCCUCCGUCUCCGAGCCAGCCCUCUCAUGGACCUGCGGAGACGACCAAGUUGCCAUCUUGGACACCCCCGGUGGAGGCCGCAACCUGUCCGUCAAUGGCGAAUUGGUUCACGACCGUGUUCUUGGCUGCGACAAGCUCAGGUCGUACUAUGAGAGCGGCUGCCUCCGCUGCGGCGAGCAGUCAGACUCAGAGGCAUGGAGGGGCGCCUGGAAGCACUACUGCCGUCAGGGGAGUGAAUCAAGCAAGGAAGAAAAUAUACCAAGGAAACUUUUGAGGCAGCCCUCAAUGAGUGAUGCAAAAAUUCAGGAUGACCCAUGUGAAAACAUGGGAGUUCAUGGAAAUAACCAGGAUGACAAUGAUGCUUUGGAAAGACAGGAUCAUCUCCUUGCGGUGCCAGGUGUGAUUCUCCUAUGUUGUGGCCUUAUGAUACCAUGCUUUCAUGCUGAGAAAAAGGAAGUUAGCAGGCAUAACACUACAUCCAUUCAGCGUAAUGCAGUCGAAUCGAUUUCAUCCUUUGAUGUAAGCACGUCAUCCGAGAAGGUUCCGCCAACUCCACACCGAAUACCUCCGAGUCCAUCAAGAUUUGCCCCAUCUCCACAGAUUGCUCGAGUUGGAUCUGUCAACUUAACUGUGCAGCAGAUUCUCAGGGCUACUCAGAAUUUCUCACCUUCAUUUAAGUUGGGUGAAGGAGGAUUUGGGACAGUUUAUAGGGCUGUAUUGCCAGAUGGCCAGGUGGUUGCAGUCAAGAGAGCCAAAAAGGAUCAAUUCGCAGGUCCUACAGAUGAGUUUAGCAAUGAAGUAGACUUGCUUGCUAAGAUUGACCACCGAAAUUUGGUGAGAUUGCUGGGGUUUACUGAUAAAGGACAUGAACGCAUAAUUAUCACUGAGUAUGUACCAAAUGGCACUCUGAGGGAUCAUCUUGAUGGCCAAUAUGGAAGAGUCCUGGAUUUUAAUCAGCGUCUAGAGAUCGCAAUCGAUGUUGCACAUGCACUCACUUAUCUCCAUCUAUAUGCUGAGAAGACAAUAAUUCAUCGAGAUGUGAAGUCAUCAAACAUCCUGCUGACAGAGAGCUUCCGAGCCAAGGUGUCUGACUUUGGAUUUGCAAGAAGUGGCCCCAGUGACACAGAAAAGACACACAUCUCAACAAAAGUAAAGGGAACAGCUGGCUACCUCGAUCCUGAGUACCUGAGAACAUACCAGCUGACUCCUAAGAGUGAUGUCUUCUCCUUUGGCAUACUGCUUGUAGAAAUUCUUUCUGCUCGCCGACCGGUAGAGCUGAAGCGGGCUGCUGAAGAGAGAAUCACUAUCAGAUGGACAUUUAAGAAAUUUAAUGAAGGCAACAUGAGGGAGAUAUUGGAUCCGUUGUUGGAGGAUCCUGUGGACGAUGAGGUGCUUGAAAAGCUGCUCAGCUUGGCUUUCCAGUGUGCUGCUCCGACACGGGAGGACCGUCCAACCAUGAAAGAAGUUGGAGAACAGCUUUGGGAGAUCAGGAAGGAGUAUGGAAAGAGUGUCAGGAGGGUGUGAAGGGGUGAGUGAUGAUGAUAGGGAUAAACAUUAGCUCUUUAGGCUUUUCUUCAGCCAUGUUCUGAGAUGCAUAUUCUUUGUGCCAUUUGAGUACGUCAUGUGGUGGAUGAUAUGUGUUUCUGAGCUGACGAAUGUGUUAUUGAACAAUUGUACAAAGAGGUAAAAUGGGCCGCAAUUUGUAUGUAUCUUCCUUGUGUAGAGCCUUGCUGGGUUCUCUCCCUGGAGCUAUGGUACUCUUGGUGAAUGCUGCAUGUACGUUGCACGUUUUUAUAAUAUACUAGCCACAUUUGCCCACGCUUCGCUGCGGAUUGUGGAUUUGUAAA